AUGGAUCCUGCUCAAAAUCAACCGAACACUGAACCUCCAGCAGCUCCUGCCGUGGAGGAAGCCCAAGGCGUGAACAAUUCUGAAGCCGAAGCUCCUGCACCAGCUGCACUAUCAUCAGUUUCUCCCGCCAAUCCACCAAUCACCGCAGUGCCGGAAGCCACUGCUCCCACUACAAGCCAAGAAAGCACGAUUCCUGGAGCUGGAUACAAACUGAUAUCGACAAUUGAAGGGCACACCAAAUCGAUUUCAGCUGUGAAGUUUUCGCCAUGUGGAAAGUUUCUCGGAACAAGCAGUGCCGAUAAAACCGUAAAAAUAUGGAACAUGUCUGACUUGAGUUGUGAAAGAACGCUGACUGGUCACAAGCUCGGAGUAAACGAUUUUGCCUGGAGUGCUGACAGUAAAUCGAUUGUCACCGCAUCCGAUGACAAAACGCUGAAGAUUUACGAAGUACCCACAGUAAAAAUGGCGAAAACACUGAAAGGACACACCAAUUAUGUAUUUUGCUGUAACUUCAACCCGCAGUCAUCUCUCGUGGUCUCUGGAUCGUUUGACGAGUCUGUCAGAAUAUGGGAUGUCCGAACCGGAAUGUGUGUUAAAACACUCCCAGCUCAUUCUGAUCCCGUCUCUGCGGUUUCUUUCAAUCGCGAUGGAAGUCUCAUUACGUCUGGUUCGUAUGAUGGUUUGGUUCGAAUCUGGGAUACUGCCAACGGUCAAUGUGUAAAAACACUGGUGGAUGAUGAGAACCCACCAGUUGCAUUCGUGAAGUUCUCUCCAAACGGAAAGUACAUCCUGUCGUCAAAUCUUGAUAACACUCUAAAAUUGUGGGAUUUCGGAAAAGGAAAAACUCUGAAGCAGUACCAAGGUCAUGAAAACAACAAGUACUGCAUUUUUGCAAACUUUUCGGUAACUGGUGGAAAAUGGAUCAUCAGCGGCUCAGAAGAUUGUAAAAUAUACGUCUGGAAUCUUCAGACAAAGGAGGUUGUACAAUCUCUCGAGGGACAUACACAAGCUGUGAUAGCUUCCGAUUGUCAUCCAAUGCAAAAUAUGAUCGCGUCCGGAGCACUCGAACCAGAUAAUACUAUCCGCAUUUGGCGUUCGGAUUCCUAA
Molecule: messenger RNA, 1107 nt
Organism: Caenorhabditis briggsae
Lineage: Eukaryota; Metazoa; Nematoda; Chromadorea; Rhabditida; Rhabditidae
Gene: Cbr-wdr-5
Product: Protein CBR-WDR-5
Exons: 4
Coding region: 1-1107 (368 amino acids)
Cellular component (GO): Set1C/COMPASS complex
Molecular function (GO): histone binding
Source: RefSeq, a predicted model, not a curated record